Molecule: messenger RNA, 1410 nt
Organism: Hypoxylon fragiforme
Lineage: Eukaryota; Fungi; Ascomycota; Sordariomycetes; Xylariales; Hypoxylaceae
Exons: 2
Coding region: 1-1176 (391 amino acids)
Source: RefSeq, a predicted model, not a curated record
AUGCCGAAGCACACUCGCUCGUCGAGCUCGAGUCACAACAACAAUCGUUACUCGAGCCAACAAAACACCAUGCCGGUAUCCCUUGCGCCCUCCGCUCCCCUCCCCAUCUACACCACCCGGGGCCCCUCUCUCCCGCUGAACACCGGAGGCUACUACCCCACCGUCGCCACGACAUCCGCGCAGCAGGCGUCCAUGCAAGCGCAGGCCUACGACGCUUACACGGCGGAGGUCGUGUCACAGCAACAGCAGCAGCAGCAGCAGCAGCAGCAGCAAGUGCCGCCGCUCCCCAACCGGCCGUCGUCGGGCGCGUGGACGGUGCAGGACGACCAGAACCUGCUGGCGGCGCGGCAGCAGGGGCUCAACUGGGCGCAGAUCCAGAGCAACUACUUCCCGAACAAGUCGCCGAACGCGUGUCGGAAGCGCCACGAGCGCCUGAUGGAGCGCAAGGGCGCCGACGACUGGGACAACCGGAAGCUGGAGCGCCUCGCCAAGGAGUACAUGAGCAUGCGCAAGGAGAUAUGGCAGCCACUCGCGGCGCGCACGGGAGAGAAGUGGAUUGUUGUCGAAGCUAAGCAACAACUAACCACUCGGGCCCCCGUGCCCUUCAACCACCAACAGUGCAUGAACAACGGCCUCAAAAACCUCCAAUCCGCCGCGCGCUCCGCCGCGCGGCGCGAGCGCCUAGAGUCUGGCUCCGGCCACCACCAGCAUAUGCAGCAGCAGCAGCAGCAGCACGCAGGGUAUGACGACGACAGCGGUAUUUCCGGGAUUGGUCUGACACCCGUAGAUGACCUGGACGCGUCGUACAGCAGCCCCGAGACCUCGGUGUCCAGCUGCUCGCACCACUCCGGCGGAAGCCACCACGGCGGCUACGGUCACCCGAUGGCGCUCGCGGGCGGCCACCACCACCACCACCACCCUUACGGCGGUAACUACGGCACCGGAGGCGGGGCGGGGGGCGGUGGCGGUGGCGGUGGCGGUGGUGGCGGGCUGUCCUCGAGCUACGGGUCCUCGGUCUCCUCGUCCGCGCACUACGGCGCCCCGAUGCACCACGCCGCGCACCAGCACGCCGACUCCUCCCCCUACGCGCUGGCCGACGGCCAGAGGCUGCCGAGCGUCGAUAUGGGGAUCGAUGCGAUCAUCAACAGGCCGGGACAUGCUCCGCAUGGCAUGUGAAAAAGGGGGGGUAGGGGGGGGGGGUGGUUUAAUUUAAUGUUGGUGGUAGAAUCGAACCCUCUCUCACUCACUCACUCACUCACUUUAAUCAGCCGUUUAGUUUUAUACUGUCUAAUCCUCCUCACCACACCCCCUCCCCCCCAAAAGCUCUAGUAAAAAUUUCUUGUUUCUUAUUUAUUACCUACAGCUACCCUACCUACCUACCUAUAUUUUCUUAUUCACAUUGGAUAGAUA